UAGCAUAUAACACAUGUAGAAACAUUUUCAAUACCUUAAAUAUGAAAAGUUUUCUAAAGUCUUCUUUUAUUCUCUUUCAGAUUUUCUGGUUUUCCUUUCUUCCAUUAAAGAUCACAGCUUCACCAAGAGCACAAGCAGAAGCUCUUAUACAAUGGAAGAACAGCUUAUCUUUUUCACCACCUUCUCUGAGUUCAUGGUCCACCAACAAUAUUGGCAAUCUCUACAACUGGACUUCUAUCAUCUGUGAUAGCUCCACUGGAAUGGUUUUUGAAGUCAACCUCAGCAAUGUAAACAUCACUGGAUCACUAGCCCAGUUCAACUUCACCUUAUUUUCCACUUUGACCCACUUUGACCUCCAUAAUAACAAUCUUGUUGGAUCAAUACCACCAGCCAUUGGUAACUUGUCCAAGCUCACUCACCUGGACUUAAGCAACAACAAUUUGAUAAAUAUUGUGCCUGUGGAGAUAGGGCAAUUGGCAGAGCUUCAGUAUGUCAACCUGUUUAACAAUAGUCUCAAUGGUAGCAUCCCUUAUCAAGUAAGUUAUCUUCAAAAGGUAUGGUACUUAGACCUUGGAUGGAAUUACUUAAUAGAUCCUGAUUGGUCCAAGUUCUUAGACAUGCCUUUGUUGAUUCAUCUUGGAUUUUCAAAUGAUGCCUUAAAAUUAGUUUUCCCUCCUUUUAUCAUCAAUUGUCGAAAUCUUACUUUUCUAGACUUGUCAAUCAAUUCCUUAACUGGCACAAUACCAGAAUCAGUGUUCACCAAUUUAAUUAAGCUUGAGGCUUUCAAUCUUACUCAUAAUUCAUUUGAGGGUCCACUGCCAUCAAACAUUUCCAAGCUUUCUAAGCUUGUAUCUCUUCAACUAGGAGCCAACAAAUUUAGUGGUCCAAUUCCUGAGAGUCUAAGUCUUUUGUUUGAGCUUGAAAUUCUUGAAUUGUUUGAAAAUUUUAUAGGAGGUAUCAUUCCCUCUUCUUUUGGUAAACUAAAGAAACUCAAGAAACUUGAUCUUCAUUCCAAUUCCUUUAAUUCUACCAUCCCUUCUGAGCUUGGUUCAUGUACCAAUCUCACCUUUUUGGCUUUAACCGAGAAUCAACUCACUGGUCAACUACCUUUAUCUUUCUCCAAUUUGGUUAGAAUCUCUGAGUUGGGUCUUUCCAAUAAUUUUCUUUCUGGUCAAAUCCUUCCUUUUCUUAUUGGCAAUUGGACCCAAUUGAUCUCAUUGCAACUUCAAAACAAUAAUUUUAUCGAGAUUGGGAAUUUGAAAAAUCUUGUAGAAUUAGACCUUUCAGGAAACCAACUUUCUGGCUCUAUUCCUUUAACUCUGUGGAGUCUCACAAGCCUUCAAAAGUUGCAGCUGUUCUUUAAUAAUCUCAAUGGCACAAUCCCUCCAGAGAUUGGAAAUAUGGCAUCUCUGCAAUCUCUUGAUCUCAACACAAACCAACUGUCUGGGGAAUUACCAGAGAACAUUUCUAGCCUUACAAAUUUAGCUGCAAUCUCUUUAUUCACCAAUAAUUUCUCAGGUAUCAUCCCUAAAGAUUUUGGGAAACACAAUCCAUCUUUAUGGGUUCGAUUUGACGGGAACUUGUUUACAAGUGACAUCACAAAUGCAUUUGGGGUGCAUCCAUUCCUAACUUACAUUUCUCUCAGUGACAAUCAAUUUAUUGGGGAGAUCUCUCCACAGUGGGGGCAAUGCCAAAAUCUCACCAAUCUACAGAUGGACAGAAACAGAAUUUCUGGCCAAAUACCUGUAGAGCUUGGUAAAUUGAACAAGUUGGGUGUUCUUAGUCUCAGCUCAAAUGAUUUAUCUGGAAAUAUUCCUGAUAAAUUGGGAAAUUUAAGCAUGUUGUUCAAUUUAAGUCUAAGUAAAAAUCACCUAACUGGAGAGAUACCUCAGAGCAUAGGGCAUUUGCAGAAUCUUCAAUUUCUUGAUCUGUCAAGGAACAACUUGAGUGGGAGUAUACCAAAAGAUAUUGGAAAUUUGAAAAUUUUAUUGAGCUUGGACUUGAGCCACAACAAUUUAUUUGGUAGCAUCCCAAUUGAGCUUGGAAACUUAGUUUCAAUUCAGAUCACAUUUGAUUUAAGUAGUAAUUCAUUAUCAGGAGCAAUCCCCCAGGAUUUGUCAAAACUUGCAUCAUUGGAGAAUCUUAAUGUUUCACAUAAUCAUUUCUCUGGCACUAUUCCAACUAGCUUAUCUAGCAUGGUUAGUCUCCUCACAGUUGAUUUCUCCUAUAAUGAGUUGAUAGGUCCAAUUCCGAUUAGUGGACAGUUUCAAAAUGCUUCUAGUGAAGCCUUUGUUGGAAACUCAGGUUUGUGUGGAAAUGUUGAUGGAUUGACCCUUUGUAGUUUAAGUUCCAACAAUAGCAAGCCUAGUAAGAUUAAUACUAGGAUUCUUAUUGUUAUACUUGUUCCUGUGUGUGCCCUUUUUGUUCUAAUAUCAAUUGCUGUGUUGAUUCUAUUGCAUCAUGGUUAUAACAAACCACAUGAUGAGGAGGCUAAAAGUAGUGAAAGCUCUGAGAGUUUUGAGACAAUGAUAUGGGGAAGGGAAAGGAAAGUCACGUAUGGUGAAAUUGUAAGAGCUACAGAAGAUUUUGAUGAUAAGUACUGCAUUGGAAAAGGAGGAUUUGGAAGUGUUUACAAAGUCUUGUUGUCCAAAGAUCAAGUAGUUGCUGUUAAAAAACUCAAUAUACCAGACUCUAAUGAUAUCCCAACUACAAAUUGCCAAAGUUUUGAGAAUGAGAUUCGUUUUCUAACAGAAGUUAGGCACCGAAACAUCAUCAAGCUGCAUGGAUCCUGUUCAGCAAGGGGAUGCAUGUAUUUGGUUUAUGAUUACAUUGAGAGGGGAAACUUAGCAAAUGUACUAUAUGGAGUUGAGGGAGAAGUGGAGCUGGGAUGGGCUGCAAGGGUGAGAAUUGUGCAGGGAUUGGCUCAUGCCCUUGCAUAUUUGCAUCAUGACUGCUCUCCCCCUAUUGUUCAUCGAGAUAUCUCCUUGAAUAACAUCUUGCUCGAGUCAAAACUCGAGCCAAAACUCUCAGAUUUUGGCAUUGCAAGGUUGUUGGAUCCAAAUUCUUCUAAUUGGACAACAGUUGCUGGAUCUUAUGGCUACAUGGCACCAGGUAAAGCUCACAUUAGAUAGAUGUAUGUUGAUUAAUAAUGUUUCCUUACCAAU
Rubroshorea leprosula is the source of this 3164-nucleotide messenger RNA. Lineage: Eukaryota; Viridiplantae; Streptophyta; Magnoliopsida; Malvales; Dipterocarpaceae. The record is from the annotation of a GenBank genome assembly.